UUGUAUCCAGAGCCGUAAAACACAUAAUAAAAAAAAAACGUCAAAUUUAAAAAAUAUUUAAAACAUGUCGCCGUUAUAAAUAAACAGUACUGUUUUGUUAAACUUGUUCAAAUUAAAAUAUAAUUACUUAUUAAUUCGUUAACUACAAUCUCGCCUGCAGCAAUGAGUGACAAGAAAAAGGCUUUGCAGGCUCACAAGGAGAAGUUACUCGCCGAAAUUCGUUAUUAUGACAAGAGAAUUGAGGAAUUUCGGACCAAAGGGAAUUCUAGUUUCGUAAACUAUGAGUGUAGCUCAGAUUCCGAAGAUGACUAUCAAAUCAAUAUGGACCUUGGUCCUUCAAUAUCAGAGCUCAAAUUAGAACAGACACAGCUGAGGACGCGUCUGCAAGCGACACAAGAGCUGACCAGCCUGCAGAUCCUGCAGUCAGAGGUCAAGGUAUUGGUGGCAGACCCUGAGAUUACGAGUGGUCGUUCAGUCAUGGAGGAGGGAGUGUGGCGUGAGGUGACAGCCGAGUGCCGCGUCGACAUGGUGCCGUUUACCAUAAUUUUCUACGUCCACAAGCCUAACCGCAAAUUUGGUGCUUAUACGUACAGAGAACUCCGCGUCUCAGUCGUUAAGUCGGCGCAUGAGAGGGAACUCGCAUCUUCUGUUUUAGAGUCUGUGAAGCAGCCCAGCGAUGCUGUGGAGGUUAUCAGAAGUUACUCAGCAGCUCACCGCUCGAGAAGGACCACCCUGGCGCGACUAGCAGAGAAGUACGCGGGUUCUUUGUUCAUGGAGCCAAUGGUUGAUGGUGGGUAUACAUUAAAAUGUGCUGAUCUACUUGAGGUCUCGUGGGUCCUGCAAAAUAGGUCGCGCGUCGGACCCUUCCAGCACCGGAUGAGAUUCGAUCUCGAGUAUAUGGAUGAGUCAUACAUAAAAGCAAUCUCACAAGUCCACCGGCAGCUGUCCGACCCAACAAUUAGUACGGACGAACGCACAUUGCUAUUAGCUAAAAUAAUCAACAUAGUUCUCGAAGCGAAAGGACCAACACAAGAGUUGUACGAGAGCAUGGAAUCAUCUGACCCGGAAACAGCUAGUAGACUUAGGACCCGGCGCACAACUUUAGACCAACCGGAACCGGUAUCUCAAUAUCCGGUACUGAGAGAGAAAAAGGACAAUGAAGUUAUGGCUCCACCUAAAUCUCUGCCCAAGAAAGUUAAGAAAAAUAAACAUAAUGCAAAAGAUUUAGGUAAAGAUGGCGCUGAUGAUAAUAAAUCUGUAACAACUGAUGAAGAAGAUAGAACUGUAACAGAGCGAGUUAUGAAGUCUGUUAAUAAACAUGUUGCAGAGAAUUCGGUAAAAGAUACAGAAAAUAAACUGAAAGAAAGUGCUAAUGUUGUGAAGAAAAGUAAAACAGUAAACACUAUUGAUAAUGGAAAAGCGAACACGGGUAAAGUAACGGGAAAAAACGAGGUAACUAAAAGUAAAGGUAAAGAAAAUGCAGUUAAUGCUAAAACAUUGAAAAAAGCAGGUAAUACAAAAGGCAAAGGUGAUGGUAACAUUGAAAAUGAAUUAAUUGUUGAGAGUAAUAAUAAACAGGUACAAAAUAAACACAACGCAAAUGCUGUUGAAUCAGGAAAUAAGCCUGAUAAGAUAAAAGAAAAAGGUCAUAAUGUUAACGAUGAAGUUAUAAGCAAAUCUAAAAACAAUCGUGUAGAGAAUAAAAAAGAUGGAAGUGAAGGAACAAAGAAAAAUGUAAACAGAGCAAAUGUUGGUGAAAAUGAAGUAUCUACCAAAACUAAAACUAGUAACGUACAAAAUAAAAAAGAGGGAAAAUCUGUGAAAACUGUCAAACAAAAUGAUAAAGCAGAUACUAAUCGAGAUGGAAAUACAAAUAAAAAUAUUGAUAACAUUGAAAAUAAAAAAGAUGCAAUUGCAGGCAAAAAGACUAAGAAUCCAGAGAACCAUAGAGAUAAAGAUAAAAUAAACAGUAAUGCAGAUACAGAAAAUAAUGCUAAAAAAGAAGUUAACAAACCGUUAAAAAGAUUAAAUAGCGACAAUCAAGUCCAGAACGCGAAGAAAAUUAAAACUGGGCAUUUACCAGAAAAUGAUAAAAAUCGAAAUAAUAAAGUAGAAAAAAAGGAAAGUGACAAAGCUACCUCAAAUGUUAAAACAGUAACAAAAAACACAGAAAAUAAAAAAAAAGUACCUGAAAAGUUAAACGACAAUAAAAAUAGCAAUUCCGCAGAUACUAUUCAACCAAAAAACUUAGAAAAUAAGAAUAAAAUUAGUGUAGCCAGUUCAAAAAACGAAACCACAAUACAGAAAGUUGUAGAGAAAAGUAAACUUGCAAAAAGUAAUACAGUUGAUGUUAACCAGAAAUUCAAAAAUAAAAACUAUCAGAAUGUAAUUAAUAAUAAAAAAACCAAUGUACUCACAAAAAUAGGUAACGAAAAUAACAAAAAUAUAAAAAAUGGAAUUGAAAAAGUUAAAGGCAGUGUCAGUGCUUUAACUAAGAUAGGGAAUGGAGUGAAGAAAAUUAACUCAAAAAUACCUCAAAAAGCAAACCUCAUGUUGCAAGGAUUUUCAAAGAAAAGUCACUUAAGAAUCAGCCCAAGAAAAACACCGUCGAAAUUCAAAAUGACUUCAAUACAGAAAUUAAGCAAGAUGCCAGUACAGAAGUCCACCUCGAGUAUACCUAGGCUACUGAAGAAAAUUGAUUAGAUUUUCCAAAUUAUUAAUAACUGGCUGCCGAGCUGCCAGAGCUGCUGAGCCGCGCAACUUUCUACAUCACACUUACUGAACAUUUAUCAUUAUUUAUAUAAUAUAUUUUUAAAAUUUAGUCUAUGUGUUCUGAUAUAUAAGCUAUAUUACCAUAAAGUUUCACUAAACUCCAUUCAGUAGUUUAUUUGUGAAAGACAAACAUC
Messenger RNA from Achroia grisella, 2906 nucleotides. RefSeq names its product myb-like protein X. The coding region runs from base 163 to 2703 and encodes 846 amino acids. The transcript is spliced from 9 exons. NCBI's taxonomy places the organism in Eukaryota, Metazoa, Arthropoda, Insecta, Lepidoptera, Pyralidae. The record is from RefSeq and is a predicted model, not a curated record.